This is a messenger RNA of Alternaria novae-zelandiae, 1128 nucleotides long. RefSeq lists its product as uncharacterized. Bases 1 to 1128 code for a protein of 375 amino acids. Lineage: Eukaryota; Fungi; Ascomycota; Dothideomycetes; Pleosporales; Pleosporaceae. The record is from RefSeq and is a predicted model, not a curated record. The transcript has 4 exons.
AUGUCUGGCCACGAGAUGGAGUUCAAGGCGACUUUGGUGCCACAUCGGUCCGACUCGACAGCAGCGAGACAACCGCCUGCGCUAUCAGACCCAGCCAUUGACCAUCGGCUCUGGGGUCUGAAUGCUGGAGAUCGUUCUCGUGUUCUUGGUCUCUACGAUCAAGGCAAGAAACUCGUUCCAAGCUACAACAAAAUCCAGAAAAAUGUCCAAACGAGGCAGGACCAGAUCAUGCGAUCUGUAAACGGAACCGACGAUUGGGAUUGGUUCAUGCACACCGACGUACCAGGAUAUGAUGGGCUUGAACUGCGAGAAGAGCGCCUUGCCGUGCAGGAAGCAGCACUUAGACGUGAGAAGAUCAAGUAUUUUUUUGAGCGCGAUCCCGAGCUAUGUCAUCUCAUGAGAGAAAGAGAGGCCGUCGAGCGCCCUAUCUAUCAGGUCGCUGCGGCCUGCGCAGAUCUGCAGCUAUGCCAAUCAUUCACGGCAAUCAUCCUCCAGAAGCUCCCUCGCGAACUGCGAGACCAGAUAUACAACUAUCAGUGGACAGAAGAGCACAUCAGAAGCCUAAACGACGCUAUCUCAUUUGUCCCCAAAUAUCAUUCCGCCGACGAAGCUGGCACAGGAGUACAAUAUCUCCCUGUGCCACGUUUCGCAAACGCCGCGUUGGUGGGCGAGGAGUUCGCAUCUGAAGCUGCAACCACGUACUUCAAGGACCUUUCAAACGUUGAGCUUGACUAUCGCUAUGUCCGCGCCUACCUUGAACGCGACCGCUUUGGUUCCAUGGCAUUCUCGUUCAAGGAUGCUAUACGACGUCUCGUCAUCACGAUCGAUGAGGACUAUGUAUUCUUGAUGAUUCGCGAGGCCAACAUGGAUGUCAAAGUUCUAGGCUACGACUUCUUCAGCACAACCGAAGAUUACGAUGCAGACGUAUUCUCCGAACAACUCAACUACUACCUCACUGCGGGUACUCCAGAAGAGUGGCUGGAGAUGAAGGCCAAAGAGAUCAAAGAGAUGCCGCGGGGUCCGUUUCGGCAGCGAUGCAAACGGACACUGCGAAUCAUGCGAAAGAACCUUGAGUCUGUCAUGCGAGAUUCUCGCAAGGCCGCUGAGUCUGCUAGAGCCAGCGUAUAA